UCCGAUGUGGGCAUCUGAAACAAACAGUAAUUGAGAAAUUUAAUAUUUCAGGUUUCACAGUUUGGAAUUGGAUGAACCAUCUGGUAGUCAAUCACUCAACCCAAAACGUCCAAGUCAACUAGACAUAACAUAAAAAGAACCUGCCCCAAGAAAAAAGCGAUUAAACUUACAAAAAAAGCAAGAGAAACUAUUUGAUACUGCUCAAAAACUUCUUACCAUUACAGAUGAAUGGGAAGUCAUAGGAAUGGGCUAUGGUAUUCAAUUGAAAAAUUUAAGUAAACACCAGCAAGAUGUUGCAAAAAAAAUAAUAUCUGAAGUCAUUUUCUAUGGGCAACUUGGAAAACUGACAGAAGAAUCGUCAAUCUCUUUAAAAAACCAAUAUCAUUAUCCGUACAUUCAUUCAGUACCUAUUAAUACUCUUACUCCAUCUCCACAACAUCAUCCUACGCAUCUGCUCCUACUCCAUCCCCACAACAUCAAUCCUUCGCAUCUGCUCCUACUCCAUCCCCACAACAUCAAUCCUACUCUAUCCCCACAACAACAAUCCUACGCAUCUGCUCCUACUCUAUCCCUACAACAUCAAUCCUACGCAUCUGCUCCUACUCCAUCCCCACAUCAAUCCUACGCAUCUGCUCCUACUCCAUCCCCACAACAUCAAUCCUACGCAUCUGCUCCUACUCCAUCCCCACAUCAAUCCUACGCAUCUGCUCCUACUCCAUCCCCACAACAUCAAUCCUACGCAUCUGCUCCUACUCCAUCCCCACAACGUCAAUCCUACGCAUCUGCUCCUACUCCAUCCCCACAACAUCAAUCCUACGCAUCUGCUCCUACUCCAUCCCCACAUCAAUCCUACGCAUCUGCUCCUACUCUAUCCCCACAACAUCAAUCCUACGCAUCUGCUCCCACUCCAUCCCCACAUCAAUCCUACGCAUCUGCUCCUACUCCAUCCCCACAACAUCAAUCCUACGCAUCUGCUCCUACUCCAUCCCCACAACGUCAAUCCUACGCAUCUGCUCCAUUUUCUGUCUUUCAACCACGGGUUGUUUUUUAAACUCAGUACAA
Molecule: messenger RNA, 1062 nt
Organism: Bicyclus anynana (squinting bush brown)
Lineage: Eukaryota; Metazoa; Arthropoda; Insecta; Lepidoptera; Nymphalidae
Exons: 1
Coding region: 245-1051 (268 amino acids)
Source: RefSeq, a predicted model, not a curated record